This is a messenger RNA of Verruconis gallopava, 1707 nucleotides long. RefSeq lists its product as uncharacterized. Lineage: Eukaryota; Fungi; Ascomycota; Dothideomycetes; Venturiales; Sympoventuriaceae. The transcript has a single exon. Gene Ontology annotation, cellular component: membrane. Gene Ontology annotation, biological process: sodium ion export across plasma membrane; proton transmembrane transport; intracellular potassium ion homeostasis. The coding region runs from base 145 to 1548 and encodes 467 amino acids. Gene Ontology annotation, molecular function: P-type sodium:potassium-exchanging transporter activity; ATP binding; ATP hydrolysis activity. The record is from RefSeq and is a predicted model, not a curated record.
CUCAAAGAUAUAUUCAAUACCUUGAACUUCACAUUUAUCUGAGUAUCAAUAGAACAGUCUCAAAGCACGCUGGCACAAUUUAAAUCCUCCUACUCACUUUCAGCCAUUCUAAUCUCAGCUUGAUAUCACAGAAUAGCGACAAACAUGGAGGAAGAAGAAAAACAACUUGCUCCAGACUUGGAGGCCGCAAACAUAGUAUUUCCUUCGCAUAUUGUUUUUCAGGAUGAUGAAAUUCGCCCCGAUCGCCGAGACCGAGGCCCAAGCGACUAUAGAAAGCGAGUUCGUUCUCACAGUCGCGACUCAUCUGCAAGCCAUGGAAGACCAGCAUCUAUUUCAGGGCUUCCAAUUGAACAUAGAACUCUGUCAUUCCAGAUUUCUGAAGCCCAAGCAGAACAUAGACAAGAAAAGUCUCGGACACGUCCUGGCGAUGUAGAGGAUCGUGUGUUCUUCGAAAAUCUUGAUUACCACAUGCUCCACCAGGACAAAAUCUGCAGUCUUUUCAAUGUGUCACUCGAUCACGGACUCAGUUCAGAAGUUGCGGAGCAACGUCUCCAAAGGGAUGGCAAAAAUGUGCUUCCUGAAUCGCACGAGAGUCAAAUUUUGAAGGUCCUUGGGUACGUCUUUGGUGGAUUUUGUUCCGUGCUCUGGAUUGGAGUACUCGUCUUCUUCCUCUGUUGGAGACCAUUAGGCGACCCAAAUCCACAAGCAUAUAAUCUUGGACUAGCGAUUCUUGUCUUGAUAGUGAUCUUUCUUCAAGCCAGCUUUUCAUCUUUCCAAGACUGGUCGACAAAGCGAACGAUGCGAUCGAUUCUGGAUCUCCUGCCCUCAGAUGCGCUGGUAUUGCGCAACAGUGCUUGGAAGAAAGUCCCUUCUACCGAACUCGUUGUCGGAGACAUCGUAAAAAUUCAGAUCGGGAACAAAGUUCCGGCUGAUAUUCGCCUUCUUGAAACAUCAGGGGAUGUUCGAUUUGAUCGAUCAAUGCUGACCGGCGAAGGCGAAGAAGUCGAAGGUGCUGUGUUAGCAACGGACCAAAACUUCCUCGAAACUCGAAACAUUGCGGCGAUGGGCACUAGUGUGACAAACGGAAUGGCAGUGGGAGUGGUUGUCCUUACAGCCGGGAACACAAUUAUGGGUCGCAUCGCAAAAGCAACGACUGGGGUGAAAGCAAAGCCUACCUUGAUCUCGAGAGAAAUUACACGAUUUGUCAAGAUUAUUGUGGGCUUGACAGUCUGUCUAGCGCUUUUGAUCUUACUAACCUGGAUUUUCUGGUUGCGCGUCAAACACAAUAAGUUCAUGAACGUUGUUGCAAUGCUGAAUGAUGUCAUGGGCUGCGUGGUCGCUUUUAUCCCAGAAGGCAUGCCAGUCGCAGUCGCAUUGACUAUGAUGGUGAUUGCAAACCGUAUGAAAAAGGCUGAUAUCCUUCCUAAAGGUCUAUCAACGGUGGAGACCCUUGGAUGUGUCAGUGUGAUUUGCUCCGACAAAACUGGUACUCUCACUCAAAACAAUAUGACCGUUACUUCGGUCAGUGUGCUGAUUGGGUGGAUCUAAUUGGAUAGAUCCAUUCGGAUUUAUCCAAUAAGCCACAAUCCAAAUUGGGCGGUGGAUUUGGAUAAUCCAUCCGGAUGAUCCAAUUAUAUAGUGGUGGCUUAAUGCUUAGGCCAAUUGUGAGCAUAUCUGCCACCUCUCAUCACAUAUGCCAAACUUGCC